GCAACAAAAGAUUUAAACUACGCAUUAAGCUUGUGCGUAGGUACAAAUCGUGUUUAAUUUUAGUAGUAGCCAGUGCGCUUCAGACGAAGCAUUAAACAAAGUUGCAAUAUUUCGGAGCUGCAGCAGUUGGCUUUAGUCCGGAACAAUUAAUUUUAACCAGAUCGAGUGAAGAGGCGGAGAAAACAGCGCCAAACGAAAAGUAAAACGCAUUUUCCUACGCAUACAUUAAAACCAAAAGCGAAUACACACACACACACAGACAGACAUUUAAACGAAAUAAACAGAAGGGCCAAAAUAACUCGAAAAAACGUAUAGUUUAACUUAAAAUCGAGUUAAUAAGCAAUAAAACCAAGUUAUCUUUGGUGUUGACGUGUUGAACACACAUACCGAUAAACAAAACAAAAUGUCUACGACACCAAAAUCAAGCGAAGAUUUGCUGGGUGAAUCUUGGAUUGAACUAAGCACAACAGCUGCAAUGGCUGGCAUUAAGAGCCCCGACAGAAUCACUCCGUUGCCAUUCAACAAUGGCGAGGAGUAUCUGAGACUUCUGCGCGAAGCUCAACGCGAAUCAAACCAGUCGAGCCGAGUCGUUUCCUUGGCCAGCUCCCGUCGUGAUACGCCCCGUGAUAGCCCCAAAAGUCCACCGAACAGUCCCCAGUCUGAACUUUGUCCGGACGAUGAGCUCAGAAACGUCUACAUUAACUACUGGACCAAGGGUGGAGAUAAACAGAAUGCAGACAAUGGAGAUUGGCUAAAGAACUGGAAUCGCAACACGGAGGAGCAGCCACCCAAAAGCUGGAAUUUCGAUGCUGUAACUGGAGAUGCUGGUGAUGAGGACGAGAAAAAGAAGACUAACCCAGGGUACUCCAUCCGCUUGAAGCGUCUAGGCUCCAACUCGUUGUUCUCCCGCGAAAUUCUAUACUCGCUGCUGGUGACCAAUGUCCUGUCUUUGCUGCUGGGAGCCGGUUUCGGAUUGUGGUUGAGCAAGCGUGGCAUACUCCUUACCCGCGUGGUCAUUGACUGAAAGAUGCCAUAAACAAAAAGAAAAACAGAAGAAAGAAAUAUAAACGUUUUCAAUCUAUCAAUAUGCACUUCAAUCGAAAACAGAACACGAUGCGUUCCAUAUAAGAAAUCGAAGUAUACACAUAUAAACAGCCAGCCGUAUUCCAA
Drosophila eugracilis is the source of this 1170-nucleotide messenger RNA. It is a transcript of the gene BNIP3, whose product is annotated as BCL2/adenovirus E1B 19 kDa protein-interacting protein 3. Gene Ontology annotation, biological process: mitochondrial outer membrane permeabilization; positive regulation of apoptotic process. Bases 404 to 1024 code for a protein of 206 amino acids. NCBI's taxonomy places the organism in Eukaryota, Metazoa, Arthropoda, Insecta, Diptera, Drosophilidae. The transcript is spliced from 5 exons. Gene Ontology annotation, cellular component: mitochondrial outer membrane; nucleus; mitochondrial envelope. The record is from RefSeq and is a predicted model, not a curated record.